Paramuricea clavata is the source of this 4281-nucleotide messenger RNA. NCBI's taxonomy places the organism in Eukaryota, Metazoa, Cnidaria, Anthozoa, Malacalcyonacea, Plexauridae. The record is from the annotation of a GenBank genome assembly.
CCUCGUCCAACAGUAACUUUCCCUUCAGAUACAUCAAUUUUGUAAUCUUUUUCUAUAGAUACUAGUGCAAAACUGCUCAUUUUUAGGGUUUUGUCUCUCAAUUUAGCAAUAAAACUUCGAACAUUUUAUGUUUUGAUGUGAAGUAUAAUCUGAGCCCACGAGCAUAAUUGUGUAAUAUAAAUAUAAGACAGACUUAGAUCAGCGGUAUAUCGUAUCAGUAUAAAACAGUCUAGCGCAAUCAUGGAAACUGCAACUUUUGGUCGAAAAAGACGAAGGAAAAACGAAGAUAGUUCAGCAAUGUCAGACGAAACGUCUGCCAAAAAGCCUCUUAAAGAUGCUUCACCUAUUCUUCAACUAUUUCAAGGUUUCCAAACGGAGCUAGACAGCCGUCAUGAUAAAUAUGAACGGAUAGUGAAAUGCAGUAGAGACAUAACCACACAAAGUAAACGGGUUAUAUUUCUACUACACCGCGGCUUGGACGAGAAAUCACGAGCGAAAAUAUUAGAAGAAGCAGCAGGAAAGUUUGUUGCAAUUAAAGAAUUGUUUAAAAAGAUAGCCGCAGAGCUCUUAUAUGAGGAUUGUUAUCAAUUCGUAAGAGCUUAUUCGCCUGGUCUGCAAGAGUUUGUCGAGGCAUAUUCGUUUUGGUAUUUCUUAAAACAUGGAACUUUAGUUUCAUUUGAACAGAUCUGUAGGGAACUUGUGUUUGGGAAUGCAUCAGAAAGUACCAAAAUAGAGCAAGUUAAACCACAUGUCCACAACCCCCCUGAUGAGAACAUUCAGGUCCACAACCCCCCUGAUGAAAACAUUCAGGUCUACAACCCCCCUGAUGAAAACAUUCAGAUCCCAAACCCCCCUACAGAGAACACCCAUGUCCCUAACCCCCCUGCUAAUAUCCAGGUCCCCAUCCCCCCUGCUGAGUACAUCCUAGGUAUAUCAGAUCUCACUGGUGAACUAAUGAGGCUAGCUAUAAACAGCGUUGGACAAGGAAAUCUCACAACCCCCCUGGAAAUUUGCAAAAUUUUGCGUAAAAUCCACGACGAGUUCAUCAUGUUUGGAAAUCAGCAGCGAGGUUUUCCUAAGAAACUGGAGGUCUUGAAAAACAGUUUAAAGAAAGUAGAAAACACUUGCUAUACAAUUCAUAUCCGAGGCUCAGAAGUCCCGAAGAAUAUGUUAGCAACACUGAUAGCUUCAAAUACAGACCCUACUGUAGAUGGACAAUAAACUGCAUGUUUUAGGUGAUAAAUCAUCAACAUAUAGUGACUCAUGUACAUAUUGCAGUACAAAUAAAAUACAACUUGUUUGAAAUGCAACAAACUUGGUUUUCACCCACUAUGCAUAUUUUAAUUAACAUAAGUACAUAACUACAUUUUAUACAACGUUUUCCUAAUUUAACCCCCCUAAUGUUUGUCUAUACAGUCCUUCAGUUUUAAUUAAAUGUUUUUAACUACAAUGUUUUUAACUACAAUAUAAUACAGACUGGAGUACUUCUAUAAUUUAUAACUACACACUAUACAAAGUCAAAUUUAAUCUUGUCAGUUUCUCAACCUGCCUGAGUAACUACUUCCCAAAUUUGCUUGAGUGCAUAUGAGAUAAUUGUACAAGGUCAAGGUCAAGCAAACUUGGGAAGUGAUUAUACUCAUGCAGUGUGCUAAUGAAACUGACCACAAACUUUCUCAAAUACCUAUUCUAAAUUACACAAUACAUUUUUUAUUAAUAUUAACAUAAAUUAAUAUGUUGGGGGUAAUAAUUAACUCUUAGGUAACAUGAGUGCAAGCUUUUUCAUAUUUGUCUUAUCAACAAAUCUUUCAAAAUUUAUGUCCUUACACUCCAGAUCAUUCACAUUGUUACAGAAGAGUUAAAUAAAACCAACAAAUCAUUUAAAAAUGCUUCAUUUUUAUGUAGAAGCAGAAUAUGUAUUUCUACUUACAGCUUUGCAUGCUACACCCAAAAUAUAUUUUCAUCCCACUUUAUGAAAGCUGACUUAGUACUUCGCUUAUAUAAAGUAAUGUCAUUAUUCAGCUUCGAAAACCUGGCCUUAAUUAAAACCCAAGUAAUAUUCUAGCAGUAACUCAACACAAGUCCAUUUGGUUUCUUAAACCUUCAAAUCUAUCUAAUGCAUACUACAUUCCUACAAAGUUAGAUGCUUAGAUAAAAAAAUUAAUUCCUAACUAUAUCAAUUUUAUAAUAAUUGCAAUUACUUGUAUUAAAUGAAACUCCAGGCAUUUUAAAAUAAGAAUAAGCCAUUUCUGCAACAAUGAAAGCUAUAGAGAUGCCAGAUUCCUCUUACAGUCAUAUUUUACUAUUUCUUUAUAUUCUCUUACUUCAAACCCAAGACUUGGAUGAAGUGUUACAGUACUUCCUCAGACAGUCAACUAGUUGCACUCACACUAGGAAGGCUUCGGAAUAACCCUUGUGGCAACAUGAGCUUGCAACAUUGCAAGAAUUUCUUUGGCUCUGGCAUGUGCGAGAUGACAUCCCACUUGUUUGUCGUACAAUCAUAACAUUCCACGCUGUUAUGGUAUCUCGUACCUGUACCCUCACCACCAAACACGUACACCUUCUCACCAUGAACAGUUAUACCUGCAAAGGCUCGUGGGACACUAAGAUCGGCAACAGGGAACCAGACGCCUGCCGUGGAGUUGUACAUCUCGCAACUUCGCAGGUACGUCCGAAUGACAACCACAUGAUCAAUGGUGUCAACUUCACCAACUUCGUUGAUACCGCCAACCACAAGGAUGUUGCCACUACCAACCGAUGCCGCGACGGCGUAAGCUCUCUUGUGAGACAUCUCACUCAUUCUUUCCCAAGUGUCGGCUGUGAUGGAAUAACGCUCCAUCGAGGACAGCAUCUGGUUGUCACUUGCCUUUCCACCAAUCGCGUACAGGAAAUCACCAACGGUGACCAGACUUGCACCACUUCGCGAAACAUGCAAAGGCGUUUUCACUUCCCAUCUUUGGGUCGCAGGGUCGUACCGUUUCAGGAUACCAAGGCGGAUACCAUUCUCAACAAUUCCUCCAGCGACGUAAAGCGAGUUACCAACUGCAGCAACAGCCAUUCCCUUCAUCGGAGUGGGUAAAGGUUGGCUAGUGGACCAUUUCCUUGCUUUCACAUCAAACUUCUCAACCUCGGCUGUGAAUCCAUUCUUGGAAUACCCGCCAAGGACAAAGACAUCAUCUCCAAUUGUGGCCACGCCAUGGCUGUACCGAACCGUGCUCAUUGAUGGAAUCUUGAACCAGGCAUUCUGAGAAGGAACGAAGAGAUAUGAGGAAGCAGUCGCUCCUGACGGUUCUCGUCCACCGUUCACAAACACACAAUCGUAAAACCGAGAUGGAAUCACCUUCGUGGCAUCUUCGGUAACAUAGCACUCCAGUAUCAUCCGCAUUAAUAGAUCUGAACAAAUCGGAUCAUCGGUAACUAGCUUUUCGUUGGCAAUCGUCUCGGCAAGGUAGGUCCUACUAACAUCUUGAAGCCGAACCUUGCCAAAGAGCUUAGGGAAAAAUCCUACUCGAUUUGUUAAAUCAUGUUUCACCCAUCUUAAGAUGCCUUCAUAAAGUUCCUCUUCCGCGAACAAAACUAACUCGUCACUUGAAACUAUUUCUAAUAAUUGCUCAGGGUCAGUUAAUAAAUAAUCCUCAGUUUGAGAUAUUGCAGUAAAAUUUUCAACUAAAAAAUCCCGAGUCAGUUCACGCAAGGGUUCGCAAUGAUAUCGCCCAGCAAAGCCAUGUAAUGCAAUCCCGUUCGAUAAGUUUACAUUUUGUUGCAAAAAUCUACACCCCAGCUCCUUCAGUUCUGUGACAUUGAAAUAAUCCGCGGCGACGAUCAAAGCUUCAACGUUUUCCUGUGUCAAUUGUACUUUAGUUGUGUACAAAAAGGUGAGAAAAUCAUCCAUACGAUGCACUAAAUCGACGGGACAUUUUAGAUCGAUAACACUUUGCUUUCUUUCUUUCAUGUUGGCAGUGAACAGCGUUCGAAAAUACGGACAGCUCGAUGACAAGACUACUUUAUGGACAUCGAAUUCUUUUCCUUCUAAUCGCAAUUUCGCGUCGCAAAGUGUUUCAUCUUGGCGAAAUUCAUUCAGCUGAUGCAGCAUUUUCGUACCUAACCUUUCGCUAGUCGAGACAACGCUUUCCAGAUAUUCAUCCUGUUCUAAACUUUCCAUUGAGUGUGAAGAUCUUACUUCACUAUCAAUUGAGCCAUCGAAAUCAACCAUCGCUCGCUCGUGCCUUGUACAAAUACGGGAGAAGUGACGCGAAUGAUAUUCAACACCAAAAUAAUUUUUUG